GAAAAUUUUGGCUGGAAAUGAAAAGAAGUAACAGUAAUAUAGCAAUUAUUACUUUUCUUAUUUUAUACAAAGCUAAAGAAAUAUCAAUUAAUCCCCAAAAUUGAAACCUAACCGGGUAAAUCGAAGGUUAAUUUUCCCGCCAAAACUAAAAACAGUAAAACCCUCAAAACCUUUCACUUCACCUGCAGAUUUUCAUUUCUGGUAUUGCAAAUGGCACCAGCAAAAAAGAUGACAGAUUACGAGAGAAAGAGGCUUGACAACAUUCGCCGGAACGGAGAAAUGAUGGCAGCCCUCAGCAUCCAAGCCAAGCUCUCUCAUCUCUCCGCCGCCAUCAAACCCAAACGGAGGGUUGGACAUAAUAAGAAAUCCAAAACGGAUUCUUCAUUAAUUGUUAGAAAGUCAUUGCGUGUUAGUUCCAAUCAAAUUGCAAAAACAAGAAGCACCAAUAAACAAGAACCCUCCUUUUACAGGGGAAGUGGGUCUGAUCAAUCUCUGAGACACACUCUUUUAUCUCUCGAUAAAGAAUCCCAAGUGGGUGUUUUAGUAAAUGAGGGCCUUGAUGUGAAAAUGGAGCAAAGUGAUGGAAUUUUGAGUGUUAUAGAGAAGAAGGAAGUUGAGAGCUGUGUGGAUUUAUUUUCGUCGAUGAAUUUGAGGAAGGAGAAUGCGGUUAAAUUUUAUUUGCCGAGUAUCAGCGUAGUGAAGUUCUUGCCUUGUAAUGAUGUAAGAAUGAUUGUUACAGGGAAUAAAGGUGGCAAUGUUGUGUUCUGGAAUGUAGAUGGCAAGGUUGAGGAAGGAAAUGGGCUGUAUUUGUAUCGACAUCAUUCUGGUCCUGUUUCAGGGAUUUCAGUUCAUCAAUCUUGUCUCUCCAAGAUCUAUUCCAGCUGUGACUAUGGCUUUGUUCGGUUAAUGGAUGCUGAGAAGGAAGUGUGUGAUCUAGUGUACACCAACGCUGAGGGUGUAUUCUCCGUCUCCCAACAACCAGAUAACAUGAAUGUCUUAUAUUUUGGCGGCGGCCAUGGAAAAUUAAGUAUCUGGGAUGAGAGGACAAGAAAGCUUUCUUCCCAGUGGAAUCUGCAUGAAAAUAGGAUCAACACCAUAGAUUUCAAUUCACAAAAUCCUAAUAUUAUGGCCACUAGCUCCACAGAUGGGACAGCUUGCCUGUGGGAUUUAAGAAACAUUAGACCAGAUAAUCCCCAAAGUUUAAAGACAAUAAGCCAUCAGAGAGUUGUACAUUCUGCUUACUUCUCACCUUCUGGAAGUUACCUUGCAACAACAAGUGCUGAUGAUACAGUUGCGAUACUAAACAGUGCCAAUUUGGAUGAAACUUCCAGGAUUUACCAUAUGAAUAAGAUGGGUGUCAGAGGAAUAUGGGGUUGGGACGAUUCGAGCAUCUUCAUUGGCAACGUUGAAGUAGGGGUUGAUGUCAUUUCUUGCUCACAAAGGACAGUAAUUUCGACUUUAAAAAGUCGGUACAUGACUGUCACUCCCUGCACAUUUGAUGCCCAUCCUUACUAUGUCGGGAUGCUUGCCGGAGCAACUAGAUGGGGCCAUCUUUACAUUUGGGCACCAAACUAGGAAUUUUGAGAUCUUCUAUUUUGUCAACAACCAACCUUCCUGUAAUAUAUGAUUAGGGGUGUUCAAAAAUUAACCAAGCCAGAUGAAACUGAAAAAUGGCUCAAUUUUGUUUUUAAGGUA
Molecule: messenger RNA, 1695 nt
Organism: Mercurialis annua (annual mercury)
Lineage: Eukaryota; Viridiplantae; Streptophyta; Magnoliopsida; Malpighiales; Euphorbiaceae
Exons: 5
Coding region: 211-1575 (454 amino acids)
Biological process (GO): regulation of DNA damage checkpoint
Cellular component (GO): nucleus
Molecular function (GO): DNA binding; protein binding
Source: RefSeq, a predicted model, not a curated record